Messenger RNA from Cyprinus carpio (common carp), 4900 nucleotides. Its product is annotated as G-protein-signaling modulator 1-like. The record is from RefSeq and is a predicted model, not a curated record. Bases 16 to 2211 code for a protein of 731 amino acids. Gene Ontology annotation, molecular function: protein binding; GTPase regulator activity. NCBI's taxonomy places the organism in Eukaryota, Metazoa, Chordata, Actinopteri, Cypriniformes, Cyprinidae. The transcript is spliced from 14 exons.
AGGGACUUGCCUUUUAUGGUCUAUUUGCACAAUACCUCACUUCCUCGGCAGCUGCCAUUACAUACACUCACACAGAGGACUGAAGUGCGUCUGCUCAGAGCCCCAGAGGAAGAGGGAAGCAGUGAGCAGCUGGAGUUUCUCUACGGCUCCUACAGCUCACCAAUGGCUCAGUCGGCGAGCAGCACGGACUCAGAUCUGGCCAGCAAGCGGCUCCACUCGAGGAUGGAGGCAUCUUGUCUGGAGCUGGCGCUGGAAGGGGAGAGACUGUGUAAAGCUGGAGAUUUUAAAGGCGGUACAGCCUUCUUUGAAGCUGCUGUUCAGGUGGGAACAGAAGAUCUCAAGACCCUCAGUGCCAUUUACAGCCAGCUGGGUAACGCUUACUUCUACCUGAAGGAGUACGGCAAAGCCCUGGAGUACCAUCGGCACGACCUCACGCUCGCCCGGACAAUCGGGGACCGGAUCGGGGAGGGGAAAGCCAGCGGGAAUCUGGGAAACACUUUGAAGGUUUUGGGCCGCUAUGAUGAAGCAGUUGUGUGCUGUCAGAGACACCUAGACAUUUCUCAAGAACAAGGAGAUAAGGUCGGCGAGGCCAGGGCUCUGUAUAACAUGGGGAACAUGUUUCAUGCCAAAGGAAAGCAGCAGCUGUGGGGCAUCUCACAGGAUCCCGGAGAGCUUCCUCCUGACGUCAGAGACACGCUGCAGCGAGCCACGGCUUUCUAUGAGAUGAAUCUCUCUCUGGUAAAGGAGUUGGGAGACCGAGCAGCGCAGGGAAGAGCCUUCGGUAACCUCGGGAACACUCAUUACCUGCUGGGUAAUUUCGUUGAGGCCAUCAAGUUCCACAGAGAGCGUCUCUCCAUUGCAAAGGAAUUUGGCGACAAGGCUGCUGAGCGCAGAGCGUACAGUAACCUAGGCAACGCUCUCAUUUUCCUUGGCCAGUUCAAUGCAGCCACAGAGUAUUACAGGAAAACUCUGCAGCUCUCUCGGCAGCUGAAGGAUCAGGUGAUGGAAGCUCAAGCGUGUUACAGUCUGGGAAACACGUACACGCUGCUGCAGGAGUAUGAACGUGCCAUAGACUAUCACCUCAAACACCUGCUCAUCGCUCAGGAGCUCAAUGACAGGGUCGGGGAGGGCCGGGCCUGCUGGAGUCUGGGCAACGCUUACGUGUCGUUGGAAAACCACCGUCAGGCUCUGCAUUACACUCGGAGACACCUGGACAUCUCCAGAGAGAUCGGGGACAGGAACGGAGAGAUGACGGCCAGGAUGAAUGUGGAGGAGCUGAUGGAGGCUCUCGGGGUGAAGGAGGCUGAUCUCUCGCCGUCUGAAUCUGAGUUUAAAGUGCAGGGAGCCAGACCCAAGUUCACCAAGAAGAACAGCAUGGACAGUGUUGACCUGUGGAAAUACAGCUCUGAAAAGCAGAAUGGAGAUGCUCCAGAUGUUGAUGGUGUUUCAAGGAGGUCGAGGAACCAGCUGUUUCAGUCCAGCAGAAGCAAAAGUUACGCAGACAGUCAGUCGUCAGAUGAAAGACAGUGGCUCGACUCGCCUGUGGACAUGGAUGACAUCACUGUUCACGUCACACCUCCAAAACUGGCUCGUGACGCUUCAGAUGAGGACUGCUUCUUUGACCUGUUGAGUAAGUUUCAGAGCAGCCGUAUGGAUGACCAGCGCUGUCAGCUGGAUGAGCCGGCCGAUGAAGAGAACGCAGGAGUAGCGGAUCGAAACACACUCAAUGACAUGAUUGAUGCCAGUCUGCUGACGUCUCCUCAGACCGAAGAACUGUUCGAUUUGAUCGCCAGCUCUCAGAGCCGCCGUCUGGACGAUCAGAGGGUGGGCGUCAGUAACCUGCCUGGACUCAGAAUUACCCACAAUAACCUGGGCCACCUGGGUGGAGACAGUGACCCUCAGGAGCCCAGCGAUGACUUCUUCAACAUGCUCAUAAAGUGCCAGUCAUCCAGGAUAGAUGACCAGCGCUGCUCUCCUCCUGAAGGGGGUCCGCGGGCCCCAACUGUCCCAGACGAGGAUUUCUUCAGCCUAAUACAGAGAGUUCAAGCCAAACGAAUGGACGAGCAACGCGUGCAGCUCCCAUCUGAUGAACAGGAGCUGGACGAGGAUGAGGACGAGGACGAGGAGAGCCGGGGGUCGCAGACUCUUGAGGAAACCUGGGGCCAAAUGACACAACGAGGACCGAAUGAGAAAGGACGUUUCAUGAGAUAAAGAAAUGUGCACAAAAAGAAAACACAAGUGCCAUCUCAGUAUACGGUGCAGUUUUAUGCCUCCUGUGCUUUACAGCCAAUGAUCCAUGAUGUUUGAUAGAGUUUAUAAUGAUGCACAGGGACGCAUCUCUCUGGGUGAAUUCAAUAAGAAUCAGUGAUUGUGUUGUUCAUUUGCAAACACUGCCUGCAUUGUUUUAGCACCUGAUUAACAAAAGAAACUUAACAAAUCAGGUGCAAACACUGCAAAAAUUUAAAAAGUAUUUUUCUCUUGUUUUUUCAAUAAAAUAUCUAAACAGCAGGAGAGCAUGAUGUACUUUACAGAGAUGGCACAGUAUUCAGACACCUGAAGCGGCACUUUAACAUUUCUGCAUCUGAAAGUACAGCCAGUUAUAACCAUCUUUUCCAUUUGAUCAUUUAUGCAUUUAGCAAAUGCCUUUAUCCAAAGUGACUUGCAAAAGAAGGACAAAAGAAACAAACAUCACAUUAUCUACAUAUUAUAGUGAUAGUUCACCCAGAAUGGAAAAUGUGCUGUUAAUUUACUCAUCCAAGAUGUAGGUGUUUUUUUUUUUCUUCAGUAGAACAGUAAAGAAGAUUUUUAGCUGAAACCAUGAUUAUUCAUAAAAGGCAAGUCUACCAUCACUUUCAGAAUAAAAAAAAAAAGAAAAAAAAAAGAAAAGAAAAAAAAAGAGAAGCAUAUACGGCAUAACGGAAGGGUCCCAAAAUAUGGGAUGGUACAGUUUGCUAUUUUGGUACCAUUCACAACUUCUGACAGUGGAAACGGAAAUAAUUGCGUACUGUAAUGUACGGAACCACGGUGGAAAUGAGCCAUAAAGAUACAGAACAACAACAACAACACUGACAAGCGCUUGUAUAAGGUGGUUGAUGAACGUCUCUGUCGACCAGCUGCGUUCGCGUUCACCUCAAUUGGAGUAUACUUUUAAAGGCUGCACGUUCAGCGUUUGUGUACAAAAACUAAGUAUACUUUUAUACUUGUAUAUGAGCUUUUAAGUGAGAGUACCCAUUGAUUUUCCUUUUAUGAAUCACCACGGUUUCAGCAAAUGUUAGUUUUUGGGUGAACUAUCCCUUUAAGCUCCACCGAAGGUCUGCUUUGUGCAGGCAAUAACAGCUCGGUGUUAAUUGUAUCAGGGGGAUGCUACUGACCUUUGAAUCUGGUUGAUUCAAUAAUAAGCUUCAUAUUAGCACCAGGUUAAGUUGGACUGUGAGUAGAUAAUGCGAUUCUAAUGUGGCACAGGCGUUUAGUGAAUUCGCCCUGUUGUUUCCCACGCCAGAUGUUCAGAUCAAGCUUCUCAUUGUCAUGUGUUUCUCGUCUACUGCCUUAAUUAGACCUGCAGACUCUGAUUGUAUUCUUUGAUAUUGUGUUUUCUGAGGUCUUCAGCAGUAUUUGGUCCGUGUUCAUUGACAGAGUCGUGCAGCUGCUGCUGUGUCUUUGACAUUCUUAAUUGCAACUGCAUUUCGGUUUAGUUUUAUAUUGCAUUUUCAUUUAGCUGCUGACAGCACUGUAAUAUAAAUCAAGACAUUAGGGCUGCUUCUCUUCUUCAUAUUUCUCUGCUUCUUUUGAAUUUGAAGAUGCUAUGCUAACUCCACAGAUGUAUUUAUUGAAAGUGUUAAAAAAAAUCUGUACAAACAAACAAAAAAAGAAACUGUGAAAAUAUGUUUUAAGUGUUGUUAAUUGUGUGGAAAUAUGUGAAUGUGUACAAAAGCUAAUUUAAGCCACUACUUUCAUGCUUCACAGCAGUUUUUGACUGAAUUGACUGAGGGUGCUUUUAGGUUUAAAAUCAAUUAAGUGAUUAGCGAGUUUUCCAUAAUUGUCUCCGAUUCACUGAAUCGCACAGUUUGGACAUUGAUUGAAUCGUUCAAUAUUUUAGUCAUUUGCGGCGGACUGAACAGCAGGGUAAUGGCUCAUUCACACCGAUGGCAGUUUCAUGUAGAAACUUUAAAAAGUCAUGUUGAAAUGUAAAUCUGCAGUAUUUUGGAAGUAGAGCAAUGUGAGCAAGUUUUUGAGCAAUUUAUUUUUUUCUUUUUGGAGCAAUUAUUAUUAUUAUUAUUAUUAUUAUUAUUAUUAUUAUUAUUAUUAUUAUUAUUAUUAUUAUUAUUAUUGGAGGGAAUGAAUAUUUCAAGUCAAUUCACUGCCAUCUUGUGGUAAGAAAUAAUAUAAUUUUUUGUUGGCUCAAGAAAGUGUUAUGCAUUAUGUAUCAUUCCUAAAAAUCCUUGAAGUUACUUUUGUUUUAAACACCUGUCAAUAUUGCUGAAUAUGUUUGUGACUGAUGCAUGAUGCUUGUAACUAACCCUCAUUUCUAACAUGACUUUCUUACUUCAGUGAGGAAACCUUCAGCUCACUGACUCCAGAUCAAUAAAACAUGAUAUAUGUGAUAGUUUCAUAGUGAAAUGAUGUGAUGACAUGAUGAAGUUAACUAUGAAACUUUAUUAGUAAAUUGUUUAAAAAUAGAUAUUAAUUUUUUUCAUGGUUUAACUUAAAUAUUUUACAGUCCAUCUGAAUCAACUAUUUCUUCCUGUAUUAUGAUUUGCCUUCAAUGUGCUGUAAUAAAAUGUUAUGUCUGAAAGCCUUUGAAAAGCCACUGCCCCAAUGUACAUAACUGUUUUAUAUUUAUUUUCUGUUCAUAAAUUUGGGAAUGGAUCCCUUGCUUUUAAUAAAACAUUAAUGAAAAUGA